This is a messenger RNA of Puccinia triticina, 690 nucleotides long. RefSeq lists its product as uncharacterized. The record is from RefSeq and is a predicted model, not a curated record. The transcript has 2 exons. Bases 1 to 690 code for a protein of 229 amino acids. Lineage: Eukaryota; Fungi; Basidiomycota; Pucciniomycetes; Pucciniales; Pucciniaceae.
AUGUCGAUCGAAAACAGAAUCCAGUUACAAGAACAAGAUAUGGUCAGACGAGCGCAAGGUGGUCGUUCCACUCCAGCGGUCACUGGUGGUCACGGUGUCGGACCCAUGAGACGCGCUAGACAACCGGCAGAGCCGCCGGAUCUCAGAGUUCUCGAGGAUAAAUGCCAAGUGAUGGUUCAUCGUGUCGACGGGCUGCUCCAGUAUGCGAUAGAGCACCCGCUCACGGACGCCACCAAAAUCGACUUCCAUCCGUUCCAGGACGUGAUCCCGGUCAUUAAGUUGACUCGAGUCUUUCUCAACAAGCUUUCAAGACCAACCAAUAACGGACCACAUCCGCUAUCAGGAAUGAGCCCCGAUGAUCUCUCGAAAAUAAUCAGAUCAACGGUUCGAGCGCCUGGGAAACUCGAGAAAUUUCUCCACCGCAUGGAAACCGAUCAUGCGAGCACCGGUGGGAUUGAUACGGAAAAAGUUUUCGAUAUCUUGGAUUGCUUGCAACGUCCAAUCAAGAUUAUCAAGUUUCAUCUCAGUCAGCUCGAACAUUCGGACUCACCUCAAGGUUCACAUCCAAAAUACCGUGAAUGGAUGCGUGUUUGGUUUGCCAAUAUCUGUCGAUCUGGCUGCCGUGUUGCAAAUCCUGGUUUGGGCAACGUUAUGUCACUUGGAUGCAAUUCUGAUUGUAGCUUCACUUGA